Solea senegalensis (Senegalese sole) is the source of this 3721-nucleotide messenger RNA. RefSeq names its product nuclear transcription factor, X-box binding 1 (gene nfx1). Gene Ontology annotation, molecular function: DNA-binding transcription factor activity, RNA polymerase II-specific; RNA polymerase II transcription regulatory region sequence-specific DNA binding; zinc ion binding. Lineage: Eukaryota; Metazoa; Chordata; Actinopteri; Pleuronectiformes; Soleidae. The transcript has 23 exons. Gene Ontology annotation, biological process: negative regulation of transcription by RNA polymerase II. Gene Ontology annotation, cellular component: nucleus. The coding region runs from base 376 to 3618 and encodes 1080 amino acids. The record is from RefSeq and is a predicted model, not a curated record.
CUUUCAGCCAUUAUAGAAUGGGCUGAAAUAUUGUAGGAGCCUUUUGACAAUUUUCGGGGAGAUCAUAUUUUCCCAUCAUAUAACCUUUUGAUGUACAUAACGUAUGCUCGCUAGUAUGCCUUUUAUUUUGAAAAUCUCAACCAGAAAUUCCUGUUUUUAAUUGAGUCGUACUAGCUUCAAGCUAGCCAGGCUAAGCUGUAAAGACUGUUGUACACUUUCGCCGCUUUCUGGAAGAGUUUGUCGUGUGUUUAACGAAGAGAGGAGAGGUUAAAAGGUACAUUUUGCUGGGAAGUUUCCAGAUACGCUUGUCAUUUCUCGGUUAAACAGUCUUUCACCCUUAAACUCGUGUCGCAGGAGAACCACAGUUCAGAGUGAAUGGCUGAAGGCUCCUCAGACCCACCUGACCUCAAUCCUGAUGGGACACCACAUGGAAAAUCUCAUCACCAGAAAUCCAGAAGAGGUCGAUCGAGAUACAACAAUGACAGAAACUUGAUGAGUGACAGUUAUGAUCCCACUCAACAAUCGGGACACUUUCAUCAUGGCUUUAACUCCCAAUCUAGUCACAAUAAUUAUGCAGAUAAUCAGAAUCCACCUCAGCUAAGAGAGGAUGGAGCCAGAAAGAGAGGACGAGGUAGAGGGAGGAAAGAAGGGAAUAGAGGUGGAAAUGGGAGUUCUAGCUCUUGGUUCCAAAGACCUGACUUUCAGAGUGGCACUAACAGAGCUGUCAGUGGCGAUCACUCUAGUGCUCUUCUCACAGGUGGACCUGAUGCGUCAAACUGGCGAAGACAAGAUGUGAAUAGAAAUUCUGAACACAACAGUGAAGAGCAGGCCGCCUGGACGAAGAGACCAUGGAAGUUUAGCCAAGAGCAGAGGAGAGAACAUAAUAAGAAAGGCAACACUUCAGUAGCCUUUCAGAGGGCAGAUGACACCAGAGGAGAAAACCACUCCACAGAACCGAGAGAGAGAUCUCAGAGGAGCAUGGAAGGUCCAGAUUUUCAUGAUCAUUUAAGGAAGCAACCGGGACCAAAGCGACGCCAAGGUCCAAUCAAACCGCCCAAACCACCAUCUCCAGAGGAGGAGGCGGGCACAGAGGGGGGAGCCUGUAGCCAAGAUAAUUCAGACCAUGGUCGAGCAUUUCAGAAUCCAAUCAGUAAAGCUGGGGGAGGCUCAGGAAGACCUGCACCUGCCCAGGCAAAAGCAGGGAGACGAACACACCAUCAAAACCACAAACCUGCUGUGAGGAACUUGAACAAGAUGCCAGAGAGCAAGGAGACACAGACGGGGUGUCUGAUUGAACAGCUUUCUCAAGAGAAGUACGAGUGCAUGGUGUGCUGCGAUAUAAUCCGACUCAUGGCCCCUGUGUGGAACUGCCAGAGCUGCUUUCACGUCUUCCACCUGAACUGCAUCAAGAAAUGGGCUCGAUCUCCAGCCUCUCAGGCAGAUGAUUCAGCUGAAGGGUGGCGCUGUCCAGCCUGCCAGAACGUCACCCUCAAAAACCCCACUUCCUACACCUGUUUCUGUGGUAAAGUGACCAACCCUGAGUGGCAGCGCAGUGAGAUUCCCCACAGCUGUGGUGACAUGUGUGGAAAGAAAAGAAGUGGAGUGUACUGCAACCACCCGUGUAAUAUUUUAUGCCAUCCUGGACCUUGUCCGCCAUGUCCUGCCUUUAUAACAAAAUCCUGCAUCUGUGGAAAGACCAGUCAACCAAUGCGCUGUGGUCAAGCUACUGUGCUCCAGUGUGACAAAGUUUGUGGUGCUUUACUCAACUGUGCUGAACAUUCGUGCACACAGGUGUGUCACACGGGGGCAUGUCAGCCCUGCCAGCUACAGGUGCAGCAAGUUUGCUACUGUGGAGUCACAACUCGUAAAGCCCUGUGUGGAACUGAUAAAGAAGGAUUCGAUGGUGUUGGACAUUUCUCAUGUGAAAAAAUAUGCGGAAAGAUGUUGGACUGUGAAGCCCACCAGUGUCAGCAGGUUUGCCACCGCGGUUCAUGCCAGCCGUGCACACUUUCCCCGACCCUGGUGAAGACGUGUCCCUGUGGUCAGACGCCGCUGGUCAAACUACUGGAACUGGGCUACAAAGAACGACAAAGCUGCUCCGAUCCCAUCCCUUCUUGUGGGAAGAUCUGCAACAAACCACUGGCCUGUGGCUCCAGUGACACCAUCCAUCUGUGUGAGAAUCUGUGCCAUGAGGGAAGCUGUGGACCCUGUUCCCUGACCUCUACUAUCAGAUGCAGAUGUGGCUCCAAGACCAAGGAGGUGCCAUGUGUGACAAUAGAGAAAGAAGAGGAGCUCGUCUUCUCCUGCGAGAAGCGCUGCAGCAAGAAACGCUCCUGUGGACGACACAAGUGCGGGGAGCUGUGCUGUGUGACUCUGGAGCACAAGUGCCCAUUGAUCUGUGGCUACAAGCUGAACUGUGGCCUCCAUCGCUGCCAGGAGCCUUGUCACCGUGGAAACUGUGAACCCUGCUGGCAGUCGAGUUUCGAUGAGCUGACGUGUCACUGUGGACUCACUGUGUUGUACCCGCCUAUCCCCUGUGGCACCAAACCUCCCGAGUGUAAAAGCCUGUGCACAAGAAGACACGAGUGCGACCACCCUGUGUUUCACAACUGCCACAGUGAAGACAAGUGUCCACCUUGCACAUAUCUCACUCAGAAGUGGUGCAUGGGCAAACAUGAGCAACGCAGCAACAUCCCAUGUCAUCUGCAAGACAUUUCUUGCGGCCUGACGUGUAACAAAACACUGCUGUGCGAAAUGCACCGCUGCAGACGGAUCUGCCACCGGAGCGACUGCCUGGCCGACGGCGUCUGCCAGCAGCCGUGCACGCAGCCUCGUCCAGACUGUGGCCACCCAUGCUCCGCUCCCUGUCAUAAAGGCAGCAGCUGCCCACGCACCACCUGCAGUGCCAAGGUAGCUCUCCAGUGUGACUGUGGUCGCAGGAAGGAUACGGUGAUGUGCACAGAAGCAGCCACUUCAUAUCAGAGGUAUGCAGCCAUCGCCAUGGCCAGUAAACUCACUGAUAUGCAGCUCGGCGAGUCCAUGGACAUCGGUCCACUCCUCACAAAGAGGGAGUUGAAACAAGCCAGACUUGAAUGUGACCAAGAGUGCGCUACGUUGGAGAGAAACAGACGCCUGGCUGAGGCGUUGCAGAUCGACGGGUCUACUGACCCCUUCAAUGUCCGCUCCACCUCCGUGUACAGCGACAGCCUCAAAGACGAUGCCAGGAAGGAUCUGAAGUUUGUCACGGACGUAGAAGAGGAGAUCAAGAAUCUUGUUGAGCUGGUUAAUAAGGGAAAACAUCCAAAGAGGAGCCACUUUUUCCCACCCAUGAACAGAGAGCACCGCAAGAUCAUCCACGAGCUCGCAGAGGUCUAUGCCGUGGAGAGCGUGAGCUACGACAGCGAGCCCAAACGCAAUGUGGUCAUCACUGCUCAAAAGGGGAAGUCAAAUUGUCCGAACUCGUCGCUGAAAUCACUAAUUGAAAGAGAGAUGGCUGUGAGAGCCCCGCCUCCCAUCGCUCAUAACAAACAGCACAGUAGCAAGGUUGUCAGUGGAACCGCCUGGUCGAAGAUGGUUAAAGAAGAGCCUGUUAUAGAUUAUUUUGAUGUCAAGGACUGAAAAGGAAAAGAUGACAAAUCAGGAUUCCCGUCAGUCUUCAUCUGCCAAAAAAAGCCGCAUUUGUGUUCAUCAAAAAUCAAUAAAACUUCCGGUGACUUCAAAA